AAGGAAACAUCACCAUGUUGAUACUGGCUUAUAACUGUUAUCUUCAGCCAACAUGCCCCUAACCUACUAGUCUUUAGCCUUUGCAACAUCAAUCUUCCUCAUAACAAGAUUACCAACAACUGACCUGUCCAACAUCUCAACUUACCAAAAAAUUUUUAACCUAUCACCAAAUUAUCAAAAUUUUCGUACCUUUGGUUGUGUGUGCUUCCACAGGUUACGACUGUAUGUGUCAAAUAAACUUGAAAACCAGUCCACACCAUGUAUUUUGUUGGCUAUUCCUUAACUUAAAGUGCUAUUUAAUGUCUUCAUCCAAUCACUGGUCGCAUAUAUGUCUCUUUUCAUGUUCGUUUCAUCGAAUCAGAGUACCCAUUCCCUUAGCUCAUACAGACCAUAGAACCAACAUAGACCUAACUCUGAAUUUUUUCCUACUUCUUCUUUGAACCAUCCCUACAUCCAUUCUUUGAGACACCUUACACCACAAAUUCCCAUAUCCUCGUCACUCGUACAAUCGCCUGCGCCAGCUCUGAGCAAUCAUCCCUUGAACAAUGAUUCAUCACCAUUAUCAUCAACGCAACCACCACUGCUCAUGGUGCAACAGUCAACAGUAACUUGGCUUUUUCAUCAACAUUAACUCCCACUCCAUCAGUGGCAGAAUGAGGACCUCCUACUGUCAACACAGAAGCAACAAUACCUACAUGAGAAGCACCACAAGAUGAUCUGAGACACUCCAUAACAACUAGCUCUGGAAACCUUUUUGGGGUUUUUUUUUUGGUUUUUCUUUUUUAAUUUUAUCUUAAAAUCCAAAAUUCUUUUUAAACUAUUUUCUAAUUAUUAUUUUAAAUUCUACAAUCUUAACUUUUUUUAAAAUCCUACGCCCAACCCUUCAAACCUUAAUUCUAAAUUUAACCUUACAGAUAUAAAUAUCACUUUACUUUAAUGAAACAUUCAUAAUUCUAAAUUAUUUAACCUUAUAUAUAUAAAUGUCAUUUUACUUUAGUGAAACAUUUUGGUCAUAGUAUAUGCUAUAUUUAUGGUAAAAAAAAAAUAGUUCUAUCAUAGAGUAUUUAUCAAAUAUAUAAACUAGGAUUUUAGUUUAUUGAAUUAAAGAUUUUCGGUUUUUACUAAAUAAUAAAAUAUAUAUUUCCAGUAACGCCUCACCAUAAGAAGCUGCUUAAGUUUCUAACUUUCAGUUUAUUCAUCAGCACAAACUCAAAUAAAGAUCUUCUGCAUCAUCAACACUAAAUGUCAAGAAACACAAAAAAUAAUAAAAUGAAUAAAUAAGAAAACAUAAAUCUUUCUAUACGAUGGGAAAACUCAUCAGUGUCACCGCAUCUCCUCCUCUCUGUGUCCGAUCAAAGGUCCUCUGUUUCUCACUUGUCUACUUACUCACCACACUUUCCCUGUUUCUCUACGUCUCUCUCUCAAGAAACCAAUGCAUCUUUCGAUACUCACCGUUCGAUCCGAUCCAAACAAAAAUAUUCUCGUUUCCUUCUUCUUACGGUGAACACAAAUACGCUCUUCCUACUCAUAGAUCUUCUUGCUCUUCCCCUGUUUUCUUCUCAGAUUACUGGACAGUGUUGAAUGAGAUACGUAGUAUCUGCAGAGAGUCAUCAUCAUCUGAAACUUUGAGAUACAUUCACGGCAAAAGCGAAACUUUCGGUGGAAACUUGAGUACCCAGAAGAGAUUUUCUUACUUUAAUCAUUCGAACAACGACGUCGAAGUUCCAUGUGGUUUCUUCAGAGAUUUCCCGAUCAGCAACUCCGAUAGAGCUGAGAUGGAUAAAUGUGAACUAGUAGUUGCAUCAGCCAUUUUCAACGACCAUGAUAAAAUCAGACAACCAGUGGGACUUGGAGUUAAAACCCUAGAAACCGUUUGUUUCUACAUGUUCAUCGACAACAAAACCCUAAACUCUCUCUUCCAACACAAUGUCAUCUCUAAAAACAAUCCAAAAGACUACAGAAUUGGCGCGUGGAGAAUCAUCAAAAUAUCAGAGUCAUUUAAUCUAUACCCUAAUCCGGCUAUGAACGGGGUUAUACCAAAGUAUCUAAUACACAGAUUGUUUCCAAACUCAAAGUUCAGUAUAUGGAUCGACGCAAAGAUCCAGCUCAUGAUUGAUCCGCUACUUUUGAUUCAUUCCAUGUUGGUGAUUCCUGAGGUCGAUAUUGCGAUAUCUAAGCACCCCUUCUUUGUAAAUACAAUAGAGGAGGCUAUGGCUACUGCACGGUGGAAGAAAUGGGGAGAUGUUGAUGGGCUAAGGAUGCAAAUGGAGACUUAUUGUGAGCAUGGUUUAAAGCCUUGGAGUUCUCAUAAGCUGCCGUAUCCCACAGAUGUACCAGACAGUGCGAUGAUACUGAGAAAACAUGGAAGACGAAGCAACCUAUUCUCGUGCUUCAUGUUCAACGAACUAGAAGCGUUUAACCCGAGAGACCAGUUGGCAUUUGCGUUUGUGAGGGAUCACAUAAACCCUAUGGUGAAAAUGAACAUGUUUGAGGUCGAAGUUUUUGAGCAAGUAGUUGUUGAAUACAGACACAAUCUCAAGAAGAUUGAGACAUCUUCGUACGAGGACAAAGAAGAAGAGCAGAAACAAGAAUCAAUGAGAACAAUACGGAACAGAAGAAGAUGGCUAGAUCAUGAAUCAUGGUCUCUCAAUAGUAGUAGUUGUGAGAGUUAUCUCAUGGAGAUGUGGGGUGAUCACCUUUGAUUUUUUUUCUCUUCAUGGAGCCGAUUUUUUAACUUGUUAACGUUAUUUCCACUACAGGUUUUCAAAAUUAUAC
Messenger RNA from Brassica napus (rape), 2775 nucleotides. Its product is annotated as probable hexosyltransferase MUCI70. The record is from RefSeq and is a predicted model, not a curated record. The coding region runs from base 1305 to 2702 and encodes 465 amino acids. Lineage: Eukaryota; Viridiplantae; Streptophyta; Magnoliopsida; Brassicales; Brassicaceae. The transcript has 4 exons.